AUGGUAUCUCCCUCCGCCCAAGGUCCAAGACAAGGCCUUCUUGAAUUCACCUUGAUCAACAGCGCAGUUGAAGUUGCUAUCGCGUGCAGUGCUAAGAACUCGAAUUCUUUCGCCAUUUUCAACCCCUCUACCAGUUAUGAAUGCGACUUCGCGCCUACUGGAGGAGAAGUGAGAGACGACGACUGGUGCUGGGCAGAUAGUGCGACUUUGAAUUUUGAUACGACAGUGCCGAAGGUCUACAACUUGACUGUAAAAAUGAGCUGGUCGUGUGAGAACGAAGGCGUCUACGCUCUAUCCACCUGGAGUCUCCUUGAUCUUGACUGUGGGAGCUGGUCAUGCGAAAACGAAAUGUGGCCCAAAUAUAAUGUGUGUUCCAACUCUAGUACGCUAUGUAUGCCAGGUAGCCUGAAUUUUCUAAGCGCCGGUGUGAAUGUGCUGAAGUUGGAUUGA
Alternaria burnsii is the source of this 450-nucleotide messenger RNA. RefSeq lists its product as uncharacterized. Bases 1 to 450 code for a protein of 149 amino acids. Lineage: Eukaryota; Fungi; Ascomycota; Dothideomycetes; Pleosporales; Pleosporaceae. The record is from RefSeq and is a predicted model, not a curated record. The transcript has 2 exons.